This is a messenger RNA of Olea europaea var. sylvestris, 1740 nucleotides long. Its product is annotated as AAA-ATPase ASD, mitochondrial-like. Gene Ontology annotation, molecular function: ATP hydrolysis activity; ATP binding. NCBI's taxonomy places the organism in Eukaryota, Viridiplantae, Streptophyta, Magnoliopsida, Lamiales, Oleaceae. The record is from RefSeq and is a predicted model, not a curated record. Bases 103 to 1473 code for a protein of 456 amino acids. The transcript has a single exon.
GUAUGACAAUAAAGAGACCGACAAUAUUGAGUUGCGUUUAAGAAACGAAGCUUAUAUAAGAUAGAUUUUGUCGAAAAUUUACAGAAAACGAGGAUUGGAGAAAUGUUUGCUCAACUGGGAUCCUUAAUAGCUACUUUCAUGUUUGUUCGAGCAAUUUUUCAACAAUAUUUCCCAACUCAUCUUCGAACUUCUGUUGAAUCGUAUUUCCAGAAAAUUUUCAGUUUUCUUUAUCCUUACAUCCAAAUAACCUUCAAUGAAUUCACCGGCGAACGAUUCAUGCGAAGCGAAGCUUUUGCCGCCAUCGAGACCUACCUCAGCUCCAGUUCCUCCGCUCAGGCACGGCGGCUUAGGGCGGACAUAAUCAAGAAUGGCCAAUCUCUGGUUCUUACCAUGGAUGAUAAUGAAGAAGUGGCUGAUGAAUUUCAAGGAGUAAAAGUCUGGUGGGCUUCUGGAAAGAACGUUUCCAAGACACAGACUUUUUCUUUCCAGCCUGUUCCGACUGAUGAAAAGAGAUAUUUCAAGCUGAAAUUCCAUAAAAAGCAUAGAAUCUUAAUCACUGGAUCGUACUUGAAUCAUGUACUGAAGGAAGGGAAGGCGAUAAAGGUGAAAAACCGGCAGCGAAAACUGUACACAAACAGUGGAUCCUCCUGGAGUUUUGUACCAUUUGAGCAUCCUGCAAAUUUCCAGACAUUAGCAAUGGAGCCCGAAAGAAAGGAGGAAUUUGUUAAUGAUUUGAUUACAUUUAGCAAGGCUGAAGAAUUUUAUUCAACAAUUGGCCGGGCCUGGAAACGCGGUUAUCUUCUUUACGGUCCACCAGGGACUGGUAAAUCCACUACAGUUGCUGCCAUGGCUAAUCUACUAAGUUAUGACAUUUAUGAUCUUGAAUUAACAGCAGUGAAAGACAAUACAGAAUUGAAGAAAUUACUGAUCGCGACAUCUAGCAAGUCGAUUAUUGUGAUUGAGGAUAUUGAUUGUUCAGUAGACCUGACCGGACAAAGGGCGAAGAAAAGGGAGAAGAAAGAUAUAGAAGAAAACGAUCCUGGGCAGAAAUUCACAAAGGACGAAUCAGAAUCAAGAAAUAGUAAGGUUACACUUUCCGGGCUUCUGAAUUUCAUAGAUGGGCUCUGGUCAGCUUGUGGGGGAGAAAGAUUGAUUGUAUUUACUACCAAUUAUGUGGAUAAAUUGGAUCCUGCCCUUAUUCGGAGAGGACGAAUGGACAAGCACAUCGAGUUGUCAUAUUGCACUUUUGAAGCUUUUAAGGUUUUGGCAAGGAACUAUCUUAAUUUGGAGUCGCACUCUUUGUUUUCGAGAAUUUGUAGUUUCCUCGAGGAAAUCAAGAUUACUCCAGCAGAUGUUGCAGAAAUUUUAAUGCCAAAGACUUUACCAGUUGAUGCAGAAAGUUGUUUGCGGGAUCUUAUUUUAGCUCUCGAGGGAGCGAAAAUGCAAGCAGGGCCGGAAAAACCACACGAUUAAAUAACUACAAACUAAGCCUUGUUUUUGAUGAUUUUUUGGUUGGAAGCAUGAAAGUUGUUUCGAUGAGAAGGUGUUGAGAGGGAGAAUGUUAAGUGGAUGCUACUUUUUUCUCUUCUCCACUCGAAUCAAUCCCCAACCUUCCCCCUUUGGAAGUGAUAAAUUUUGGACGAAUGUAUGAACAUGUAUUUAAAUUUGAAAGUUAUGUAACAUUAUCAAGACAAGAUUUUUCUCUUCAAUGUGAUGAAUAAUUAAGGAAAAUUUCAGCUU